Messenger RNA from Nestor notabilis (Kea), 2192 nucleotides. RefSeq names its product centrosomal protein 135kDa (gene CEP135). The annotation marks the transcript as partial. The transcript has 16 exons. The record is from RefSeq and is a predicted model, not a curated record. NCBI's taxonomy places the organism in Eukaryota, Metazoa, Chordata, Aves, Psittaciformes, Psittacidae.
AACGAGAACUUGUGCUAGAAGUAGAAAGGAUGAGAUUAGAAUAUGGUAUAGCUCUGGGAAAUAAAUCUCCAUCUCGCCUAGAUGCAUUUAUAAAGACUUUAGAAGAAGACAGAGAUUAUUACAAGCAAGAAUUAGAAUAUCUUCAGAAAAUGGUAAAACGAAGGCCUAGCCCAAGCCGUAGGACUUCAGAGAAGAGUGAAGAUCUUAGAUUCAUCACCAGAGAAAGAGACGAGCUACGGUCCAUGUUAGACAGAUUUGAAAAACACAUGAUAGAAAUUCAAUCCAAUGUCAAAUUAUUGACUACAGAAAGAGAUAGAUUAAAUAUUCUUUAUGAGCAGUCUCAGGAUGAAUUGAACAGGAUGAGAAAAGAAGCAAAACAUAGUUCAGUUUCUCAAAGUCACGUGGAAGAAGAAAGAGACAGUGCACUGGCUGAUUUCAGAAGAAUAAUGGCAGAAAAAGAAAGCCUCAGAGAAAAACUGAAGAUUCAGCAAGAAGCAGCUAACCUUGAAAAAUCAAAGAUGCAGCAUGAUAUUUCAGAACUGGAGAAUAAUAUUCAAGGAUUUGAGAUGGAAAGGUGUGAACUAAAGGCUACAAUCUCUAUCCUGAAAGAAAGAAUAAACUCUUUGGAAAAUGAAUUAAAAUUGAAGUCCAGUAAACUUGUCCAGACAUAUGAUGAUUCUUCUCAAUUUAAAGCUGAGAUUUGCUCACUUCAGCUCUUAAAUGACCAACUCCAGAGGUCUGUUGAAGAUCUACAGCACCGAUUGGCCCUCAAAAAGAAUGAACUGCAGUCAGCUCAAGAAGAAAUUGUGAAGCUAGAGGAUAAAAUAGAUAGGUUAAAUCAGAGGAGCACUUCCCAGGAUGAAGCAGUCAAUGUACUUAGAAGUACUAUUACUGUUUUGGACAAAGAAAAGGAUAGUCUUCAAGAAACCGUAGACGAAAAAACAGAAAGAAUCGCAUGCUUAGAUGACAACUUAGCUAACAAGGAAAAAACAAUUGCUCAUUUACGUCUAACUCUCUCUGAACUGGAGUCCUCAAAUGACCAGAUGAAGGACGUGCUGAGCAGCAGAGACCGUGAGAUAUCUAGCUUACAUCGCCAGCUUGAUACGUCCCAUGUAGAGCUUGCAGAGAUAGGAAGAGUAAAGGAAAUGGCUCUGAAAGAAAACAGGCGACUGCAAGAUGACCUAGCUACAAUGGCCAGAGAAAACCAGGCUAUCAGUACUGAGCUUGAAGAUGCAGUACGUGAAAAAGAAGAAAUGAAAACCAGGGUUCAUAAUUAUAUAACUGAAGUUUCUAGAUUUGAGACCUUGAUGGCUUCAAAGGAAAAAGAAAAUGAAGAAUUGUUAGAGAAGUUCCGAAUGGUCCAUGCACAAGCAGAAGACUGGGAAAUGAAGGCUCAUCAAGCUGAAGGAGAAAGCACCUCUAUACGACUUGAACUCCUGUCUGUAGAUACAGAUCGGAGACAUCUCCAAGAGAAAGUAGAGCUUCUGGAAAAAGAGAUUCAAGGGCAUAUCUUUGCACAUCAAGCAUAUGAAUCUCAGAUCUCCUCCAUUACAAAAAAAAUGUCCAAAUUGGAAGAGGAUGUUAAACGUGAAAAUCAAGAUAAGUCUUCUGUGUUGGCAGACCUGGCUUCUGUGAGGGAACUCUGUGUGAAACUUGAGGCUAACAAAGAACUCUUAUCUCGACAGCUGACAUCCAAAAGCAUGGAUUAUGAAAAGGUUCUAGGUGAAUUAGAAGAUAUAAAAUCAGAAGUAGAGUUGCUGAAAAAGCAGUUAUCCAGUGAGCGACUUACAGUUCAGAAUCUUGAAGCAUUGCUGGCUACUAGUAGGGACAAAGAAUUUAAGAACCAUUUAUCAUCCCAUGAGAAAGAUUCCGAAAUUCAAUUACUGAAAGACAAGCUAACACUCGCCGAGAGCAAACUAAGCAGCUCUAACAGAGAGGUUCCCGUACUUCGAAGUAAAGUUGCACAGCUGCAGACUGACUGCGAUACUUUAAAAAGGCAACUGACAACUGAACGAUUUGAACGAGAGCGUGCAGUUCAGGAAAUGCGUCGCCAUGGGCUCUCUACAUCAUCCUUACGUGCUUCACCUCCUCUCAGUUCAACAUUAAGGUCUCCCUCACAUUCUCCAGAACGUACCAGUAUAAGGACAACUGAGAAAGCAGCAGCUGAAAAAAAUGUGAGCUUCAAGGAUUAA